Messenger RNA from Thlaspi arvense, 207 nucleotides. NCBI's taxonomy places the organism in Eukaryota, Viridiplantae, Streptophyta, Magnoliopsida, Brassicales, Brassicaceae. The record is from the annotation of a GenBank genome assembly.
AUGCUAAAUGUGCUACUUACUUCUCGAAAGGAGAGUGUCACAGGACGUGGAGAUACAACAUAUCACAAGUUUAAACCAGAAUUCCUAACAAAUCAAGACAGUUGGAUCCUAUUUCAAAGAAUAGCAUUUCCUCGGAAACAUGAUUCGAGUAAGCAACGUUUUUUAAAGUCAACUGUUAUUCAAUCGGGGGAUAACAUUACACCCUAA